This is a messenger RNA of Colias croceus (clouded yellow), 2849 nucleotides long. Its product is annotated as plexin domain-containing protein 1. Lineage: Eukaryota; Metazoa; Arthropoda; Insecta; Lepidoptera; Pieridae. The record is from RefSeq and is a predicted model, not a curated record. The coding region runs from base 99 to 1721 and encodes 540 amino acids. The transcript is spliced from 12 exons.
UUAUCGCCAGCGUGGAUAACGUCAACGUAGUGUUAUAUGUCAUUCUAACUUCUUAGAAAAAAAACCACCCGUUCUAUCCAUUAUUAUUCAUUAAGAAAAUGGAUUCUUUACAAGUGAAGACGGCCACGAGAUUAUUAUUAACACUUUUAUUAUUGGCGCUAACAUUCAAUCUUGCUGUAACAGAUUAUGUAGAAUAUGAAUUUGUAAAUAGUCCUUUAAGUCAUAGUUUUGUAAGACCAGAAUUUGACUUGUUAAAACAUGAUAGACUCCGCCGAGACACGGGUGUUAAUAAUGCAAGUGCCAUAGCUACAAAUAUGACUCCAACUGUUACUAUAAGUGCAACCAAUGUGACCGAUACAAAAGAGAUGACUCCGCAAUUGAAUAAACCGCUGGUUACCAGCAAUUCAACCAGUGAAGUAAAUAAACCAAAUGUAACGACGGUUGUUACUCAAACUCCGUUAUUGCCACCAAGUAUUGCUAACGUUACUACGGCUGGUAAUACGCCUAAAGUAAGCGACCCUAUUACAGCUGAUGACGAUUUUAGCGACCUGUUUAAUGAUACGUUGCAAUCGAUCAAGGCUAAGGAAAAUAUAUCAAACGUAACAGAAGAUCAUCACGUUUUCUACAAUAGCACGUUUUUGGGCAAGGAGUCGUUCAAAGAUUUUUGGGAAAACAUAACGCUACAGAAGGCGGAAGUUCACGAUGUCCUCAGUAAUUCACAUCGCCGUGCUACUACGAUAAAACUGAGUUUUGACUUUCCGUUCUACGGUCACCCAGUGAAGAAUAUAACUGUAGCGACCGGGGGUUUUAUUUACAUCGGUGACCACGUGCACAAUUGGCUUGCCGCCACACAAUACAUAGCCCCACUUAUGGCCAAUUUCGACACGACGCUGGGCAACGACAGCUUCGUCAAACAAUAUGAUGAUGGUGAAAAAUUUGCGGUAUUUUGGGAAAAUGUGACACUGCAAGAGAAUGCGACGCAAAAGUUUACGUUCGCAGCGAUAUUGUAUAAAAACGGUGACAUAGUGUUCGCAUACAAGGACAUACCUAUAGCGGUGCAAGCCAUCAACGACAGCGAGCAUCCCGUCAAAGUGGGAAUAAGUGAUGCUUAUCUGGCUGAUAAAAGCUUUUUGCAUCUAAGACGCAAGACAAUCUACGAGUACCACCGCGUGUCGUUCAAGAACUACGAGAUCACGAGCGACACCAUGUUGAAACUCACGGCGCUACCAACCUGCCUGCAAUACGACACUUGUGAGGGAUGCGUCAAUCACGAUACCAGCUUUAACUGCUCUUGGUGCAGCACAUUACAGAAGUGCUCGAGUGGAACUGACAAAUACAAGCAAGAAUGGAUAAUGAAAAAUUGCGAAAGGACGGCUAUAUCUCAAGAAAGUUCAUGUCCCGCGGCCCACGAGGCCACCCCUUCAGACACAGUCAAUACUGCCUACACCACAGUCACUGAUGCCGACAGCCAUAACGCACAGGAAGUGAGUAGAACCAAAAUGAACGGCGAGGCCGGCACUGACAAGCCGCACUCGGCGAUCGGCGGCGUGGUGGCAGCGUUCGCGGUGCUCACGGCGGUGUGCAGCGCGGCCGCGUGGGUGCUGUACGCGUUCAAGAACCCGCACACGAGGAGCGGCCAGCUUCUCAUCAGAUAUCGACCAUCACAAUGGACGUGGCGACGCGGGGAAGCCCGAUACACGGCGGCUACCAUCCACAUGUAGAGUGUAGUAGUAGGGUUGUGUGCGCUACUCAUUUGAUUACAGUGGGUUUGCUCAUUGGCAACUGUCGUGCUUCAACUGCCAACACCAUCACCGGUUCAGUUGCUAUACUUCGAUAUUUGAAAUCCGUCAUUUUGAAAUUACCCGCCAUUUUGAAUAUAACGGUACGGUGGAACUUCCGCUCUUGUCAGACUGCACAAUGUACUUAUGUUUUCUAGUGUAUAAUUUCAGAUCAAUUGGAUAUUUUUUUUUUCAUGUUAUUAUAACAAUAUUAUUAUGCACUAAUUAAUUUUCAUUAUAAGCAAUUGUAUUUCAUUUUUCAAUGAUUUUCAGAAUAAGUAAUCAGCUGAUUAUUAUUUUAUUUUUUUUAUUAUGCUCAUUUAACUUCCAUGACUUGAAUUAUUCUACUAUACUUUAACCAUCAAUGUUUAAUUUUAUAUAUAAAAAAACAUUCCAUAAAAAAUUGAUACUUUUCUAUCAUUUAUUAUUUCAUAUAUUAUCUGAAAUUAUGUACAAAAUAGUACGCAUUAAAUCGGUGUUAGGCCUUUAUCACACAUAAGAGUAUAACAACUUAUUAAACCAAGAAUACAACAGAACUCGGAUUAUCAUAGAUAUCAGUAGAUUUAGUAGUAUAAAUAAAUUUUCAUAUGAUUGGUAUGUGUACUUACCCGUAAAUAAAUUAAUACUGGGGUCCCUUAUACUGUUUCCUAAUAGUGCCUUAUCUUGUAUUAAGCCGUAUUCCAGAAAUAGUAACAACGGGCCGGUGAUACUAUAUUAGUGUAAAUCAUCGACCACACAACCACUAGACGCCUAAUAACAGACGAACUGAUUCUGUCAACGCAUGUGUCUAGUAGGACUUAUAACCGCUGCCAUACGAAACGCAACUAUCGUCUAUCAGUUUCGGCCAGUUCCGUGAUCUGUUAACACGUCCGAAAAAAACCUUUAAAAAAAGAAAUAAUGGCUCCUUGUAGUAUUAAAUGGUGUGGUAAAACUAACGAAUGACGUUGCAUAAUAUAGUUAUCUAUACAUAUAAUAAAUCUGUAGAAGGAUCAAUUCUGUACAUUGAAAAUAUUGAAAAAAUAAAUAGCAGGGGGUGUUACUGGAUCGAUACCAAGCCCAAAUAUGUGAUUA